This is a messenger RNA of Betta splendens (Siamese fighting fish), 1695 nucleotides long. RefSeq names its product protein max-like. Gene Ontology annotation, biological process: positive regulation of transcription by RNA polymerase II. The transcript is spliced from 4 exons. Gene Ontology annotation, molecular function: DNA-binding transcription factor activity; protein dimerization activity. NCBI's taxonomy places the organism in Eukaryota, Metazoa, Chordata, Actinopteri, Anabantiformes, Osphronemidae. The record is from RefSeq and is a predicted model, not a curated record. The coding region runs from base 156 to 623 and encodes 155 amino acids. Gene Ontology annotation, cellular component: RNA polymerase II transcription regulator complex.
UGUGUAGGCGAGUCACGUGUAGCGAGGCCGUUGCUCGUCAUGUCUGUGCUGUAGCAGAUCUCCGUGCUACACUUUAUUAUUUGCCUCCAGUUUUCGCUGCACUUUGAUUUGACAGCUACUCGUUUUCUUUCUUGUAUAUUGUUUUUUACCGAAGAAUGAGCGAAAACGAUGACAUCGAAGUCGACAGCGAUGCAGACAAGCGAGCACAUCACAACGCGCUGGAGCGUAAACGCAGGGACCACAUCAAAGACAGCUUUCACAGUUUACGGGAUUCCGUACCUGCAUUACAAGGGGAGAAGAGUUGUGUUAAACAGGCUUCCCGAGCACAGAUCCUGGACAAAGCCACUGAGUACAUCCAGUUCAUGAGGAGGAAAAACCACACCCACCAGCAGGACAUCGAUGACCUGAAGAAGCAGAACGCGCAACUGGAGCAGCAGGUUCGUGCACUGGAGAAGGCCAAGGGCAACACUCAGCUCCAGACAAACUACUCUUCCGACAGCAGCUUAUAUACAAACCGUAAAGGGAGCGCGGUGUCCGCCUUCGACGGCGGCUCCGACUCUAGCUCCGAAUCGGAGCCGGAUGAGCCGCCCAGCAGGAAGAAGCUGCGCGCGGAGGCCAGCUAGACUCCUGCAAGACUCUUUACUCACCAGCCCCAACUCCUCCUACCUGUCCGCACUCAGUCCUGCCUUCUUAUGCUAUUUCAGGAGACGAGGUGGAGAUGGUGCGAGAGAGGUGCUAUGAUGUAUAAACGCUUCUACCUUCCUUUUUCCUCCUGGCAAGCAUCCUGUCACUGUUCCUGUGACCCAGCUACAACCUUUAAGACCCCAAAAGUGAGGCAGCUCUGCAAUUUUGAAGGACUUUCAGACUUUAUAGUAACCCUUCAUGAUUAAGUGUGGGGGUGACUAGGUAUGAGGCUUUAGUAAAGCUACAAAAUGUUUUCUUUUUCAUUUUGGUCAUCUUGAACAACCUCUGCAAACUUUUGGAGGAGUUGUGAGAAUUUAUGAGCUUUGACAAAAUGAUAAUUAGACAGUUUACCUUUUUGAUGAUGACAUGUUUCCAGAAUAGAAUGUGAAGUUGCUUUUGAAAAAAAAAGUCUGUUAUGCAAGAUGCAACCCUCUUCAUUCAGUGUAGGUGGCUGAAGUUUUGUGUUUGAAAAUGUUUGUGUAUUCAAGUGAAUCCUUCUAUUUAUAGUGUUGCACCAAAAAUGAUUUGUGAUGCAUAAAUAUUGUGGUCAGAGCUUCCUCAGAGCUCUGACAACAAUAGUGGCUUAAGUUUCCCUAGAGCAAAGAAUGAUGAACAAGUUGACCUGUUAUUUUAGUGAAUUUUCACAGGUUACUAUAAAUUGUGAGUAGAAAAUGAAUCCCCUAAACAGAUACUGAAUGUUUUAUGAUCCAGUGACUUUUUUUGUUGUUUUUUGAUAAAGAUCCAUUUCAGUGUGUAGUAUAUAACACUGUAUACUCCUAAUUGGUGUCAGUUCUGCUAAUGAGAAGCCUUCCCUUGAAAUAUUUGCCUGUGCUGGGAACGUUUUUCUUUCUUUUCUUUCCUUUUGCAGAGGUAAAUUAGUGUGUACGUAAUCGAUAUUUGUUUGUUCCAUUCCAUGGAAAUUACAGGUAUGUUGUACAUACUGCCAACGGUUGUCUUGCAAGUUAAGGCAUACCUUUAUUAUGAUACUAUAAAUAAAACUAUUUUAUCCUU